AUGGAAAGCAUAACAAGCUUCCUGUCCGUCAUCGGGCAAGAGAUAGAAGAUGCCGAUGAGGAAUCCUUCCUCCUCUUCUCCCAGGACAUUCCCUCCUCGAACCUAGGCUUCGUCGACUCAAAGGCCACGUCUGUCGACAUCUCCAUCCACAACCAGGAGUAUACAAUCCACCAGUCUCCAACACUGCUCUCAUCUUCUCGUGCUGGGGGUACAACAGGUGCAGUCCUAUGGAAAAUAACCCCCCUCUUCGCAGAAUGGCUCUCAAAUCAGCCAUCCAAUCCCCUCUGGACACACUCGAUCCUAAGACCCUCAUCAACAGUCGUCGAGCUAGGGUGCGGCAUCUCAGCUCUUACAGCCCUCACUCUCUCUCCCCUCCUUGAACCACACGGGAACGGGAACGGUCACUACAUCGCCACAGACCAGGAAUACGUCCACCGUCUUUUCCGCCAGAACCUACUCAGCAAUCCUCCACGGCCAUCAGCAUCAGCAUCUACCAAAAAGUCCAAGUCGCAGUCAAAGGGGAAAAAAGGGCAGAAAUAUUCUACUACUAAUACUAAUACUAAUACUAAUACUGGUGGUACUGAGGACCAGAGUACAACCCCUCACCAAAACAUCACAUUCACAUCCCUGGACUGGGAAACGGAUCAUCCUGAGACACUGAAGCAACAAAUCCAACACCAAUCAACAACCCCUUCACAAGAUAAUGGUGCAGAUGAAGAGGAGGAUAACGAUAGCGGCUUCGACCUCCUCCUCUCCUGCGACUGCAUCUACAACGAAGCUCUAAUAUCGCCCUUCGUGCGGGCCUGCGCUGAGAUUGCGCGGCUGCGGCCGAUAUUCAGUUCCAACCCGGAAGAAUCAUCAAGUUACCAGCGGCAGCAAAAGAAACCAACAAUAUGUAUCAUUGCGCAGCAGCAGCGCUCGCCGGAUGUCUUUGAGGCGUGGCUGAGGGAGACGAUGCGCUAUUUCAGGGUUUGGAGGGUGGCUGAUGAUGUGCUGGGGCAGAGGUUGGGUGUUGGGAGUGGGUAUUUGGUGCAUGUUUUGGUUUUGAAGGCAUGA
Aspergillus puulaauensis is the source of this 1056-nucleotide messenger RNA. Its product is annotated as S-adenosylmethionine-dependent methyltransferase. Lineage: Eukaryota; Fungi; Ascomycota; Eurotiomycetes; Eurotiales; Aspergillaceae. The record is from RefSeq and is a predicted model, not a curated record. Bases 1 to 1056 code for a protein of 351 amino acids. The transcript has 3 exons.